Messenger RNA from Aspergillus saccharolyticus JOP 1030-1, 1982 nucleotides. RefSeq lists its product as uncharacterized. NCBI's taxonomy places the organism in Eukaryota, Fungi, Ascomycota, Eurotiomycetes, Eurotiales, Aspergillaceae. Gene Ontology annotation, biological process: mitochondrial calcium ion homeostasis; calcium import into the mitochondrion. Gene Ontology annotation, cellular component: mitochondrial inner membrane; uniplex complex. Gene Ontology annotation, molecular function: uniporter activity; calcium channel activity. The transcript is spliced from 3 exons. The coding region runs from base 195 to 1625 and encodes 476 amino acids. The record is from RefSeq and is a predicted model, not a curated record.
CAAAUCCAGCCAACAUGAUAUCAACCUCAUCCACACCCCCGGUCGAACUUGGACCCAACCCCUAUCCUAUUUCAUUGCUUGUGAAAAGCUUGAUUUGGUUUCCAGAACUCCCCAGCAUCACGAGCACUCCUCCCCCGCUGUUCCUCCCCGAUAUAUGACCCUUGUCAAUUGCUGUCCGCAAGCCUGACCGCAAUAUGCGGUCUGUAAUAGGUCAAAUUCCGAAGUCAAUUCCCCCUCAAUUGCUAUGGAGAAGCCGCUACGAGUUAUGUUUCCCUGCUCUACCGGUCUCGUUUGCUGUGGUGCAAGCGCCAAUGCGGCUGUGCCGGCCCAAUGUGCCGGCCAAGUAUGACACAAGGGCUACAAGUAUUGUCGCAGAUGCGGGAGGAAGACGGUGGUUCAGCAGUAUAAAUGUUUGUCGCUCACAGAAGUCGAGGCAAGAACUGGAACGUCUCGAGAUCAAGGACGCGAGGUCACGGGAAGACGAGGAAAGUGUUUGUUCGGGCAAGACCCAGAAAGGUAAUGAUAAACUUGGAGAUGCAAUGACCCAAGGUAAACUUUUGACUACGCCGUCAAGAUUGUUCAAGCUACUUCUUCCGUUGACAACCAAACAUCACCGUGAUCACAAAGAUAUCGAACCCAUCGCUUUUCUCAUCCAUCCUCAACAGCCUCUAUCGCACCUUGAGCGCCUCAUUCAAGCCGAAAUCCCCCCUAUCAAGACCAAAGAUGGACAAACUCGAGCCCCCUGCGUCUCUUUCAUCGCGCUUCAGCUUGAGGACAACCCCAUUCGGCCAAGGAAAGCGCUCUAUGAAGGUACUGAGGCUGAAGUACGCAAGUUAGAGGAGCUCGGGCAAAUAGAGGGAAACUCGGCCGCAGAGAAACGCUCCGAAGACGACACGUACACGUAUCUGCGGCAAAGCGAACCGGGCAAAAAGCCAUUGGAGCACCGCUUCGUGCGAUGGUCACAAUCCACCGAGAUCGGGGACUUUAUCCGCGACGCCGCACGAGCGCGUGAAUUCAUCGUGUCGGUGGAAGGAGCCCCGGUAGGGCAGCAUCAGAUUCACGUGGCGGUCCCCUCAUUCAACGAACGCACACAUUUCCUGCGCAUGCGUCUGCGGAAGAUAUCCGAAAGGAUCAAGACCAUUGCGGACAUCAAGCAUGAAUGCGACGCGCUGGCACACCGUGGAGCGCAGCGCGUGGCCAUGGGCGGGUUUGGUGUCUUGGCCUCCUGGUGGUGUCUGGUGUACAAAUUGACAUUUGAAACCGAUCUUGGCUGGGAUACGAUGGAGCCCGUCACGUAUCUGGUCAGUCUGUCGACGCUGAUGGGUGGUUAUUUGUGGUUCCUCUAUCAUAACCGCGAGAUUUCCUACCGGUCUGCGCUCGACUUUACUAUCAACGCACGCCAGAAGAAGCUCUACGAAAGAAAAGGGGUGGAUCUGCGGUUGUGGGAAUCGCUGACUGACGAGGGCAAUUCGCUCCGUAAGGAGAUCAAGUCAAUUGCCGCCGAGUACGACGAGGAGUGGGAUGAGAUGAAAGACGAGCAUGACGAGCGCGUGACGGAAGCAUUGAAACAGGAGCGCGCUCAGAAGAACGGAUCUCGAAAAAGUGAUGGUGAUACUGACGACUAGUGGCCUGGGUUUUGGAAAAUAUCUAUUCUACUUAGGCUAUCGCAUGAUUCGUAUCUCAAGCCUCCCUCCCGUCUCGUCGAUGACCCCGACUUGCGCCAAAAAUCCACAUCAACCUUAGCCACAGUCACCCGUUCCGCACUGGAUCAUAAUAUUCCUUCUUGCCCGCGACACCGCUGUUUGUCUGUGUCUGGGGUUGCAUUGGUCUCUGUGGCGACCUUGAGCGGCCUAGAUGAUCUGUUAAUAAUCAUUUUUUGUACAGAAUAAAUGUAUAUAUUUGACACCGCACAUAGACAUGUCUAGUCUGGCAAUUGCAAAUAUUUCCUAACCAGACAUUUCUUCAUCUAUGACCACUCUUUC